UUCACUGAAGCAGCGUAUCAGACUUUCGUUGUGUUUUCUACAAACAUGCUCUUUGCCAAGUAUCUGAUUUUCUCUUCCAUGGUGUUGGGAGCACAGUUAUCUCUGUACCCGACUCAGCAAUUCCUGUUUGUUGAAAUUAGUGCUACGGCAAAGAUCCCCUGUUCUUCCACAGAAAAACUGGAAGGAGGUGGCAUUUCGGUGUAUUGGUACAGGAGAAGAGAAGGUGAGGGGCCCACCUGCAUCAAGAAGUGCUUAAAUGAUCAAAAUGUAAGUAAGUUUGCUUGCAAAGCCGAGACACGCGGCAUGACACUGGAAAUCUACAAUAUUCAGCAGAAGGAGUCUGGUGACUAUUACUGGGCAGUUAAAUCCAGCAGCUAUCUGAUUUUCGACAAUGGAUCCACACUGAUUGUUGGAGACAGCUACACCAGCAGCAGCUGGGUUUUGCUUCUGGUUCCAUCUCCCCACGGCCUCAUUUCCACUGGGACGGUUGAUCUGGCUUGCAUUGUCCACGGAGUCUCCAACCCAGUCCAAAUUUCCUGGAAUAUUUCUGGGGAUCUGCAGGAACAGGCGCUAAAGCGAUCACUGAAAGCAAAGGAUGGCUCCUUAAUGCUCUCCGUCUUGGCUGGUGUGUACUGCAGAUAUGUGCCAUGUGGUGGCAGUUUUCCUGGUGGGGUUGAUGGUGUCUCUGAGUCUGGCUUGGAUUCGCGGCUGUUCCAGUCCAGGGUUUUUUCCUGGUCCUGCUUGUUGUUUGUGGGGAAGUGUGCAAUCUGGGAGCAACAGCAGUCAGUCUGGAAAGAGCCAGCCUAGAAAAAGACAG
Chelonia mydas (Green sea turtle) is the source of this 817-nucleotide messenger RNA. RefSeq lists its product as uncharacterized. The transcript has 5 exons. NCBI's taxonomy places the organism in Eukaryota, Metazoa, Chordata, Testudines, Cheloniidae. The coding region runs from base 46 to 807 and encodes 253 amino acids. The record is from RefSeq and is a predicted model, not a curated record.